Molecule: messenger RNA, 824 nt
Organism: Trichogramma pretiosum
Lineage: Eukaryota; Metazoa; Arthropoda; Insecta; Hymenoptera; Trichogrammatidae
Product: zinc finger protein 26-like
Exons: 4
Coding region: 123-824 (233 amino acids)
Cellular component (GO): nucleus
Source: RefSeq, a predicted model, not a curated record
UGUUGUAGCAACGAGUCGCUUCCAGUAAUACCAGCAGUUUGUGACUUUUUGAAGUACAUAACCUCAAAUAACUUCUCAAUAGACAACGUGAAAAUUCUUUACGUGUAUACGUUGAGAAAGAAAUGAACUGCAACAGCGGCAUGAUCAAGGAAGUAGUGGUCAGUGAAAGCGAUUUAAUCAGGAUGUCUGAAAAGUCUAAGGAUAUUGUGCAAUUGGCAGCUGAUACUUGCGAAGAAGUAAACGAUCGAGUUGACUCUAACCCAACUAGAUUUGAUGAACCACAUGUGAAAGCCAGUGAAAGCGAUUUAAUCAGGAUGUCUGAAAAAUCUAAGGAUAUUGUGGCAGCUGACCCAUGCGAAGAAGUGAACGAUCGAGCUGACUCUAACACAACUAGAUUUGAUGAACCAAGUUUAUCCAAAGAUUCAGAAGUUUUGCUUACACAGAUUAAAGAUCUUACGAUUAUGACUCAAAAAUGUGCAGAAGACACAUGCAAUGAAGUAAAUGAUCUACGUCAAGGUGACUCUACCACAACUAGAACUGAUGAACCAAAUUCAUCCGAAGAUUCAGCGGCAAAUCGUAACAAGUUGGCGAUUGUUGUUAAAGAAAAAAGUCCAACAAUAUCGACCAAGAGAGGAUCAUUCACAUGUGAAAUUUGUCAUCAAUCAUUUUUACGCAGGGCAAAUCUGAAUGUACACAUCAAGUCUAAACACGGUUCUAGUGAACCAUUUCCUUGUAAAGAUUGUUCCAAAUCAUUUGCAAGAAAAAGUUACCUUAUCUCUCAUAUACAAGUAGUACAUAAUCCNAAAUAUACCUAUUUCUCGUAA